GUGGAUAAUUUUAUUUGGAUCAUACAGCUCCGCCCUGGGUUAGGCACACAGCCUUCAUGCGGUCCAAGCAGGAUGCCGAGGAGGCCAUGCGGAACGAAACCAGCAUGCACACAGCGGUGCUACAACCGGGGAUGCUCUUUGGUGUUCAACGGCUGCCCUUCUAUUUGGCUGGAAUGGCCCUAAAAGGUAUUGGCCAUCAUGCGGUGCGUAAUAACAAGUAUCUGUCGGGGGCUCUGUCAGUGCACACAGUAGCCGACUGUGCUCUCGCCUGCUGCAGCACGACUAAGCAGAGCUUGGAGGGUCUCAGCAAGACGCACACGGUGUUGACUCCUCCGGACAUGCGCCGUUUUGUAGGGCUGGCAGCGGAAACCAUAGCGUAGCAAUGUAGUGGGGAGCAUGCGCUAAUCGUGGACAGAACGUACACACGCGAAAGGAUGUAUGUAAAACAUGUAGCUGUGCAGGUGUGUGCUCAGAAGACCUGUAUACCCCGGGGCAAGCACGAACAGCAGCAGCAAGGAUCAGCAAUAUUAUCGGGAAUUCUUCUCAAAUUUGAUCACCUGAAUGUAUUUGGCAGCAAUGCAAGUAUCGUAGGCAUUAGAGAAUAAUGCAAUAUAUAUAUAUAUAUAUAUAUAUAUCUUGUUUCGUCACAGUGAUCGACGUACAGUUGCAAAUUGUAUUUGAGCUUCGAGCCCAGAGCUGUAGCAUCAUGUGGCAAUGUGAAGCUACAAUUACACCCCCAGCGCCAUUCAGCAUAGCAGUACUACUACACUCACUCCACGUACACUCCAGCUACCACCCAUAGACAACAUACCCUGGCAGC
Messenger RNA from Sphaeroforma arctica JP610, 820 nucleotides. RefSeq lists its product as hypothetical. The record is from RefSeq and is a predicted model, not a curated record. Lineage: Eukaryota; Ichthyosporea; Ichthyophonida. The transcript is spliced from 3 exons. The coding region runs from base 57 to 380 and encodes 107 amino acids.